UCUUCCACAUCGAGUACGGAUUCAACAACGACAACAUGAAGCUGCUCAUAAUUUCCCUCGCCUUGUGUACCUGCAACAUGGCCAUACCAAUUGAGCCAUCGACAACUUCGCUGUUGGAAUUGUUGAAUAAUUCAGGAUUCUCCGAGUUGAAAGAUGCAUUGGUAAAGCAUAACAUGACGAACAUCAUCAACGCAACAGAACCGAUGACGAUCUUUGCUCCAUCGAAUGAAGCCUUCAAAAACCUCAAAAAUAAUCCGUGGACGAAGAACAUGACUCACGGAAUGAUGGAAAAAUUGAUGGGUCGUCUUGUCGUUCUUCGACGUAAACUACUACCAGCCGAUGUCCGCAAUGAAAUGAUUGUCGACACGGUAUCCAACGAGAAACUUCGCUUGAACGUUUACCCAAAGGUGAGAACAGUGAACGGUAUUAUGGUCGUCAUGGAGCCUAACGUUCAGAAUCAGCAAGUAAUCAUUUACCGCGUGAAUCGCUUCCCAAUGGCGCCACCAACUGGAAGGGACAUCUUCGAAAUGUUAAACAGACGCAAAGAACGUUUCUCAACUCUUGUGAAAGCGAUCGAAGUUGCCAAUUUAAAAGACACGUUGAAGACAGCUGGACCGUACACUUUAUUCGCCCCGAACAAUGACGCGUUUAAAGCUUUACCUGAAGCCAAAUUGGCCAAACUGAUGGAAUCACCGGCCGAGCUGAAAUCAAUUUUACUCGGACAUGUCAUUAACGGCACCUACUUCCUUGGCGCUUUGCUGGACGCUCCAGAAUUGCCGGCCCUCGCGGGUGGACUUAACAAAAUCGCCGUCAACGGAAUGAAUAUGACGGUGAAUGGAACCAAAGUUUUCACCAGAGAAGGCAUGAUCGCCGAGAAUGGCGCUAUCCACGUAAUCGACCGUGUCCUCUUGCCUUCAAAUACCACCGCUCCUCCAUCCGUAUAACUAUCGUGAUUCCCAUCAACUGACACGGCAUUUAAAACUACAAGACAAAGCGCAAAAUCAAAACAUUUUUCACGUGAUUAAUAAAAUUAAAUUUUUUCGCAGUUUUUCAAAGACUUUGCGGCAAAACGUCCGUGUCUGUCAAUGAAAUCUGCUUUUCCCAUAUCAAAUACUAUGGUAUCGUAAUUUCGAAUGGGCAUUUUUUUGUUUAACACAAUCUGUCUAUGGCUCUAUCUAGAAGAAAUAAUAAAUCGUUGCUUCCAGUAAAA
Molecule: messenger RNA, 1210 nt
Organism: Daphnia carinata
Lineage: Eukaryota; Metazoa; Arthropoda; Branchiopoda; Diplostraca; Daphniidae
Product: transforming growth factor-beta-induced protein ig-h3-like
Exons: 6
Coding region: 36-944 (302 amino acids)
Biological process (GO): extracellular matrix organization; cell adhesion
Cellular component (GO): extracellular matrix
Molecular function (GO): cell adhesion molecule binding
Source: RefSeq, a predicted model, not a curated record